Messenger RNA from Oxyura jamaicensis (ruddy duck), 993 nucleotides. RefSeq names its product cadherin-15-like. The record is from RefSeq and is a predicted model, not a curated record. Gene Ontology annotation, biological process: cell morphogenesis; adherens junction organization; homophilic cell-cell adhesion. The transcript has 7 exons. NCBI's taxonomy places the organism in Eukaryota, Metazoa, Chordata, Aves, Anseriformes, Anatidae. The annotation marks the transcript as partial. Gene Ontology annotation, molecular function: cadherin binding; calcium ion binding. Gene Ontology annotation, cellular component: adherens junction; plasma membrane; catenin complex.
CCCAUCAGCGUCUCGGAGAACCACAAGCGCAUCCCCCACCUCCUGGUGCAGAUCAAGUCGGACAAGCAGCAGCCGGGGGGGGUGAUCUACAGCAUCAAGGGGCCGGGGGUGGACGAGGAGCCCUUGGGCAUCUUCUCCAUUGACAAGUUCAGCGGCAAGGUCUUCCUCAACGCCAUGCUGGACCGGGAGGAGAACGACCGCUUUCGGCUGAAGGCCUUCGCGCUGGACCUGGGCGGCGUGACGCUGGAGGACCCCACGGACCUGGAGAUCAUCGUGGUGGACCAGAACGACAACCGGCCGCUCUUCCGCCAGGACGUCUUCACGGGGCACGUGGUGGAGGGCGCUGAGCCAGGGACCUGCGUGAUGACGGUGGAGGCCACCGACGCCGAUGACCCCGACACGGACAACGCGGCGCUGCGGUUCUCCAUCGUGGAGCAGGGCGCGGGCGGCAUGUUCAGCAUCAACGCCACCACGGGAGAGAUCUGCACCGCGCGGCCCGGCCUCGACCGAGAGAGCGUGGGGGUGUACAACCUGACGCUGCAGGCGGCCGACAUGUCCGGGGACGGGCUCACCACCACCGCCACGGCCGUCAUCUACCUGGAGGACAUCAACGACAACGCCCCCGAGUUCACCAAGGAGGAGUUCUCCAUGGAGGUGGAGGAGCAGGCGGCCGGCGUGGACGUGGGCAGGGUCCUGGUGCACGACAAGGACCUGGCCGGCUCGCCCAACUGGCUGGCCAAAUUCACCAUCCUGGAGGGCGACCCCGAGGGCGCCUUCGCCAUCCACACCGACCCCUACACCAACGACGGCGUGCUCUCCGUGGCCAAGCCGCUGGACCACGAGGUGCGGGACCGCUUCCAGCUGACGGUGUCGGUGCAGAACCAGCAGCCGCUGGUGCCGGCGGCCCCGGGCAGCCCGCGGGCGCUGGCCACGGUGCAGGUGCGGGUGCGGGACGUGAACGAGGCGCCCGUCUUCCGCGAGAACCCCCGGCGC